AUGCCACACACAACUGCUCUCAUCGAGGAAGGUCUCGUCCACGGCCAUAUCCACAACUAUGAUAACAUGACUUACAUCCACGGUCAUGUCCACCACCACAACGAAGCUCUCGAGGGGCCAACUGGCAACGUCGAUAUCCAGAACCAGAAUCUGAAAUUGGGGGUGCCGCCACCUGCUAUACCGUCAAGAUCCUCGCAUAUCCAUCAUCCUUGUAACGAAACGAGUAAUCAAUUCAACGAUGAGGAUUGUCAGAAUUUUGCAGAUUGUCAACAUUUUGAAUUCGUUAAUUAUCAUGAUUAUCGAGACGUUAAUAAUCCAUAUCUGAAAGACAACAGUUCCGUGUUUUCCAAUGAGGGAUUGCUUAAUUUGCAAAGGGACAUGCAUUAUAACGAUGAUCUGAUGUUGAUACCGAAGAAACGGAAAUUAAAUGGUCCUACUGCUACAACACUGAAUUCUAAUAAUAACAAUGUGCAUAACGAGGCGGACAAUUGUUACUGUAAUCCUAAAAUCUUGGAGAUAUGCUGCGAGAAGGAUCAUCAUAACGCUGUUAAUAACAACAAUACUGUGAAGCAAGAAACGCCCCUAAUGGAUUCGUUAGAUGAUGAUUUGGUCAUAUAUGCAGAUGUACCGAAUGAACCCUUUGCUAUUCCUGAUUUGAAUGACCCAAUAUCGCUAAAUAAUAGAAUAAAUGAACUGAAUUGUGAUCUAACUUGUCAGCCGAUGAAACAACAGCCGUCAUUAAAUUCAGUGAAAAAGGAACCCAAGGACAAGGAUGAACAUGAUGAUAUUAAUGUUAUGUUGGAUAAUUACUGUAAAAAUUGUUCCAAUGAUUCUCAUACACAUGAAAAUAGAGGACAACAACAAAAGCCAUUAGGAGAAGCUCCAUAUCACGAGCACGUGGUGAAUUCUCAGACGGAUUUAAAGAUCUUGGAGGAUUUAUGUGAUAUAUCUUCGUUAUACGAGGUGCCAUCUGCAAAUCAUAUGAAUCAUCACAAUCAUAAACACCUCAAUAAUGAUAAAGAAUCUUUGCAACAGAAUCAAAAUCAAAGUAUAAAUUUAUUAGAGUCAACUAUCGGACCUGUCCAGAACCAAAAUACAUUACGUUACUCAACACCUACAGAGUUUGAAAAAGAGCAUCACCAUCACCAUAGAAUCCAACUUCAUCCACAUAAGGCGAUUAGAAAUAAUGCUACUUUAAUGAACGACAAUAACAACAGUGUCAAUGUCAAUGGGAACACUUACAGUUAUGAGAGAGUUAAACGUGAAAGACAAGACAAAUUCUAUCAUUAUCCAACUGUGCCAUCAACGUCUGUUUCAACACAUCCUCAAAUCCAAGAUAAUCAAAGGGUUAAUUCUACAACAAACCUAUUACACGAGAAUAAUACAAUUAAUUUUAAUUGGACUUUUAAGAAAGAUGAAAAUGCUAGUUUAAAGUGCAAAUGGGCGUCUUGUACAAAAUCAUUCAAUACACUAUUGGAAUUACAAAAGCAUAUAAUUAAAGACCAUGUUUCUGCACCUCCUACCACUACUACCAAUAAUCCUCAACAACAGUACCAUGGUGGUAAAUUAAUGACAAAUUCAUGUAAUUGGCAAGAUUGUGAUUUCACAAAUGAAAAUAACGAUCUAUGCUCUCUAAUUAAUCAUAUCAAUGAUUCUCAUGGUAUAAACUUUGAUAUUAAGUUCAUGGAUUCAAAGUCUGGAACAAAUAUCCCAUUGACUGAAUCCCCUCCGUCUAUGCCAGUAUCGUCACUCCCCUCAUCUGAUGCUUCCGCAUCCUCGUCGUCCUCAUAUUUGCCUCUACCGUCCACACAUAAUUGUCGUUGGGGUGACUGUUCAGGAAGUUUUAGCUCAGCACAAGAGUUAAAUAUUCACAUGGAAAAUAUGCAUCUACUAAAGGGUCAAUCACAAUACGAAUGUCAUUGGGCUAAUUGUCACAAGAUAUUCAGCCAGCGACAAAGAUUAGUGCGUCACAUGAGAGUCCACUCAGGUUACAAACCCUUCCAAUGUUCCAUUUGCAAGAAACAUUUCUCCAAUGAAGAGACUUUAAAACAACAUGAGAGGACACAUUCAGGAGAAAAACCAUUUAAAUGUGAUAUCUGUGGGAAAAGGUUUGCUAUAUCUAGUUCACUGAAAAUACAUAUUAGAACACAUACCGGUGAGAAGCCAUUGCAUUGUAAGAUUUGUGGGAAGGCAUUUAAUGAAUCAUCCAAUUUGAGCAAGCAUAUGAAGACCCAUUUAAAGAGAUUUAAAUGUGAGAAAUGUGAAGCUUCAUUUAAUACCGUGAGUAAAUUACGUUCUCACCAGAACCACUGUACUCAGUAG
Naumovozyma castellii is the source of this 2322-nucleotide messenger RNA. RefSeq names its product Zap1p (gene ZAP1). NCBI's taxonomy places the organism in Eukaryota, Fungi, Ascomycota, Saccharomycetes, Saccharomycetales, Saccharomycetaceae. The transcript has a single exon. The record is from RefSeq and is a predicted model, not a curated record. Bases 1 to 2322 code for a protein of 773 amino acids.